AUGUUGCUAUCCUUCCUUGCCCUUGUGCCUGCGGCUGCUGCAGCCAAACUCCCCGCAGCCAUCGAUCCGUGGUAUCCAGUGCCUCAACCGAAACAGCCAAACAUCGACGACUUUACACUGAGACAUAUCUACCAUCGGGGCACAUAUCGAGACCGAGACCUGCACAAGCGCUACGAUUUCCACCCUCAGGCUCCCGUCCUAGUUACCCAAGACCACGAUGAUGCCCUCUCCCACUCUCUGCAGCCGCCACCUCACUUUCUGCUUCGUUCCCACCCGGAACAGAUCGAAAGACUGGUCGACCGAGAACCGGCGAGUGUCGAGCAGUAUCUCCAGCAUGCUCGACGGACAGGGAGGCCUGCCAUCCUCGACGCCUCACAAUGGACGCUAGAUGAAGUGAAGGGUCCCAAUAUCUCUGACAAGGAUACAGUCAUCAAUCUGGCCAUCAUGGCUGCCAAUGCAUACAAUCCAGGGCCAGGAGAGGGGGACUGGGAAGAUGUCAAGCAAGGAUACAAUCGAUCUACCCCGUUCGGGUGGGAAGGUGACGGCCUACGAGGCCACAUCUUCGCGAACGAAGGCAACGAAACAGUCAUUAUCAGUCUGAAGGGGACGUCCCCCGCAGUCUUUGAUGGCGAUGGAACAACCACAAAGGACAAAAUGAACGAUAAUCUUUUCUUCUCCUGCUGUUGCGCCCAAGGCGGCUCCUACUUUUGGCACCAAGUCUGCGACUGCCAGACCAGCACGUACACCUGCAACCGGACCUGCGUCGUGCAAGCACUGAGGCAGGAGAACCGCUACUACCGUGCAGCAAUCGAUUUAUACACCAAUGUCACAGAACUCUACCCGGAUUCCAAUGUCUGGCUAGCAGGCCAUUCCCUGGGCGGCGCCGUCACGGCCCUCCUGGGCCAAACAUUCGGCCUUCCGACAGUAACAUUCGAGGCUCCCGGCGAAGAUCUCGCUUCCAAACGACUAGGUCUACCCGCACCUCCGUCAUCCGACCCUCACAAACCACGCACAAAGUACACUGGCGCAUACCACUUUGGCAAUACCGCUGAUCCUGUUUUUAUGGGCACAUGCAACGGUGCCACCGCAACCUGUACCUUGGGUGGCUACGCCAUGGAAUCAGCAUGCCAUACGGGCAAGCAAUGCGUGUACGACACUGUAAGCGACUACGGUUGGCGGGUGGGCAUCGGUAAUCACAAGAUCCACAAUGUCAUUGACAACGUUAUCAAGAUGUACAAGAAUGUGCCAUCCUGUGAACCGGACGACGAGUGCGUGGAUUGCUUCAACUGGAAGUUCUUCGACAGUAACGGGAGCGACUCAACCACGAGCACGAGAACGACGACGACCAGUUCGAGUACCUACACGCGGACGAGUACAUGCAAGACGCCUGGAUGGUGGGGAUGCCUGGAUGACAACCCUACGACAAGCAGUUCAAUUCCUGUGAUUACAACCACAUACACGACCACGAGUUGCAUUACGCCGGGCUGGUUUGGGUGCAAAGACCGAGUCAACGUCACGGUUACUACGACUACACUUGCGCCGACAUCAACUCCAACUACAACUUCGGUCCCUGCUUCCCUUACACAUACACCUUCGACAUCGAGCUCGAGUACAACGAGCUGUGAUCAUCCAGGCUGGUGGGGAUGCCGAGAUCCUACUUCUACAUCGACAACGACACACACAGCAUCUCCCAGCCCAACCUCACCCAGUCCCAGUUCAACGAGAACGGCAGCGCCGCAUAAGAAGCACAGAUGCGAGACACCAGGGUAUUUCUGGGGCUGUAAGGAUGAGGAGCACCAUCACACCAGCACUGCUCCGAGUACGGAUAGCGACACGAUCACUGGGGCGCCGACCGCGAGUGCUAGUAGUGUGCAGCCGUCGCAAACCAGCACGACCGACCAUGGGAGGAGGCGGAGGAAAUGUAAAAACCCGGUCUUCUUCGGGUUGAUUUGCCUAGAUGGCUAUGAGGAUGAGUAUGCACCUGAAUUAUAA
This is a messenger RNA of Cladophialophora carrionii CBS 160.54, 1992 nucleotides long. RefSeq lists its product as uncharacterized. NCBI's taxonomy places the organism in Eukaryota, Fungi, Ascomycota, Eurotiomycetes, Chaetothyriales, Herpotrichiellaceae. Gene Ontology annotation, biological process: neutral lipid catabolic process; multivesicular body membrane disassembly; macroautophagy. The transcript has a single exon. The record is from RefSeq and is a predicted model, not a curated record. Gene Ontology annotation, molecular function: glycerophospholipase activity. The coding region runs from base 1 to 1992 and encodes 663 amino acids.